This is a messenger RNA of Aspergillus puulaauensis, 525 nucleotides long. RefSeq lists its product as uncharacterized. The transcript has 2 exons. Bases 1 to 525 code for a protein of 174 amino acids. The record is from RefSeq and is a predicted model, not a curated record. NCBI's taxonomy places the organism in Eukaryota, Fungi, Ascomycota, Eurotiomycetes, Eurotiales, Aspergillaceae.
AUGCCCAGGUCCCCGUUUCCACCAACCCUCACAAUCCCACCGGAUCAGAAACCCUCCAAAUUCCACCAAAAAAUGUGUCUCUUCUGGACAGUGAAAUACCUCUGCAGCUGCAUCUACGACGAGUGGUACCAGCCGUGCCGAUCAAACGCCGACGACAGCGACCAACCCCGCCAGCAAAAGACCUGGUGCUACCAGCGCAACAUCCAAGAGAUCACGGAUGUCCUGACACUAUGUGAAGCGUGUUAUGCCAAAGUUGAUGCGCGCGUCCGCAGGGAUGGCCUUAAGAAGGUGCUGCAAAGCGCAGAGACUUUCCCGCUUGCGGGGCCGCUGGGGAUGCUGGCCGCGCUUGAGAAUGACGAGCGCGAGCAGUGGAAGGCGUUUGGGAGGGAGCGACGGGUGCUGUUGCUUGAGGGUGAGUGGUAUAUUCCUGGGACAGAGGGGCCGGUGGAUUCGAGGAGGUUGAAAUUAAAGCGUCCAAGGCCAAUGGUAAAGAAGAAGGAGGCGAAAAAGAAACUUGCUGAGUAG